AUGAAUCAAAAUCUAGUGAAAAGGGAUGAGAAGAAAAAAGAUGUGGGACCAAAGCAGGGUCAGAAAAAGAGCCCAGAUAAAAAUAUGUCAGAAAUUGACGAGCAUAUACUAAAAAGGUUCGAAAUUAAGAAGAGACUGGGGAAAGGUGCUUAUGGUAUAGUUUGGAAGGCUGUUGAUAAAAAAACUAAGGAUGUAGUAGCAAUAAAAAAAAUAUUUGAUGCAUUCCGGAAUCAAACUGAUGCUCAGAGGACUUUUAGAGAAAUAAUUUUUCUUCAAUCGUUCAGGAACCAUCCGAACGUUGUAAAACUGCAUAGCAUACACAGAGCUCUAAACAAUCGCGACAUCUACCUCGGCUUCGAAUACAUGGAGACUGACUUACAUAACGUGAUAAACCGUGGCAAUAUACUCAAGGAUAUCCACAAAAGAUAUAUUAUGUAUCAGAUGUUGAAGGCUACCAAGUAUAUUCACUCGGGGAACGUGAUACACAGGGACCAAAAACCGAGCAAUGUACUCAUUGAUAGCGCUUGCAGGGUGAAGUUGGCAGAUUUCGGCCUGGCCCGUUCGGUGUCAAGCUUAUAUUCCGGCGGAGAGGAAGGCGCUGAUCAAUGUCUGACUGACUAUAUAGCGACACGCUGGUACAGGGCGCCUGAAAUACUCAUCGCUAGUAAGAACUAUACAAAAGGCAUUGAUAUGUGGUCACUAGGCUGCAUAUUAGGCGAAAUGUUGACUGGUAAGCCGUUGUUCCCUGGCACAUCCACAGUGAACCAAGUGGAGAAAAUUAUGUCUGCGUUGCCGAGACCUUCGCCUGAAGAUAUACAAAUUGUAUGUAGCGGCUACGGUUCAUCUUUGAUACGCGAGCAAACUUCGAACAACAAUGGCGGCGCGUCACUUACGUCGUUGUUGUCAUGUGCGCCGCGGGAUGCGGCGGACCUCGUUCAGAAACUGUUGGUGUUCAACCCGGCCAAGAGGCUCAGCGCGGCGAGUGCCCUGGACCAUGAAUACGUUGGCAAAUUUCACCGUGAACGGGAUGAACCGUCAUUACCAUCAGACGUUCUUCUCCCACUGAGGGACGACAAACAAAUGUCCGUAGAUGAUUACAGAAAUAAAUUGUACAGCAUCAUGGCGAAGGGCUCGCAGAGUAACAACGGACACGUUAGGAGAAGCCUACACCCCAAUUAUAGUAACAAAACUCAUCCACUCCCUACCACCACAAGUAAAAGCAGCAAAAGUUUCCACGAACCUGAACAGAACAAAUCAUAUAGCAAGAGUAAGAACCUCUCAGCGGACACGAAAACAAGACCUAAAUUGUCCAGACCGCCAGAAAGACCGGUUAAGGAUUAUCGGUCAGAGCAGAGCGUGUCUAAACCCUUAAGAGCCACUAAAAUCUUCGAGAGACACGACUGGGUUGAGUCUUCGAAUUGUCACGGAGAUUAUUUCCAACCUGUGACUAGACAGAGCCCUUGUGACAAUGGUUUUAUGAGCGGUGGUAAGAAGACUUCUAUGCAACAUAGAAGAAAUUCCACAUCAUUUUCAACUGUAACUAUAGGGGGGGAUACUGAUUAUGGGACUUGUGUAAGUAAACAGCGUCAUGGGGUCAUCACUGCGAGUGCUUUAAUGGAUCUCAGAACUAGCAUACGAUGA
This is a messenger RNA of Arctia plantaginis, 1641 nucleotides long. Lineage: Eukaryota; Metazoa; Arthropoda; Insecta; Lepidoptera; Erebidae. The record is from the annotation of a GenBank genome assembly.